AUGAUCAAUAGCCUCAUUUUAUUUAUUAUAAAUAUUGCAAUUCUUUUGGCUUCUACCUCAAGAUGCAAUGAAGAAUUUUGCUUACUAAACAACGGCCCAUAUUUACUGGAAUCUGAGAAUGCCCUUUUCUUAUCGCUGGUACCCAAUACAGAUAAGAAGGUAGCUUUCACGACGUAUAAAAGUCAAGCAUCAAGAUUCAAUGUGCUUUUUAUAAACAAAACAAAUCACGAGGUUGUCUUGGAAUUGCUAGGAGAGCCAGAUGGUCUUUUUUAUUUCAAGAAUACUCUUGACUGUAAAAGUAGAUUUUACAAAGAAAAUCCAGGAUGCCAUUGGAGGCUAAUUAGGGCUGCCCCAACAGAAAUUCCAAUUAGCAGUGAAGUUUCUCCCCUUUACUAUGUUCAGUCCGUCGAAAAUACGCUACCCAAUUUGGGUUCCGAGUUAAUUCCAGAUACGGUUAUCGCCCUGAAAGAACUAUUUGACGGAGCUAAAGGAAAUCUGCUCUCCAUAAGUAAAGAAAGUCUUGAUUGUAUAUAUGCAUCUUCAGUACUACUACCUAUUGAGCAAUUGGAUGACGCGGAUCGCUUCAGACUAGCCGAGCUAAAGGUAGACAUAGCCUCUUCUUUAAGGCUAUUGGACCACAGCAUCCUUUCUUCCCUUUGUGUUCCAGAUGGCGCUCACAAAUCUCCUGCAAGCGAGAAUUGUUCUAUCAAUGAGAAAACAACCGAGGCGACCAUUAAAGCUUUAAUGCACAUCAGGGACCAAUUGGUUGGGCAUCCCAUGCGCAAACGCUUAUACGCAAGUGCAGAUCUCAUUCCUCGUCUUCAGACAAUAUUGUUUUCAAACUCUGAAGAUGAAGCCAUUGAUAGCGGAGAAGUGGAAUUAAGGAUCUGUGCCCUAAAAACCGUCCAUUCUUUGAUCACCAAUAGCAAUAUCGGCAUAGGCUAUUCUUUCACUUUGGAUUAUAUUUCGUUCCUUACAAACAGUAAUAUCGAGGCAGGCCAGUGGAAUUGGGCCCUUAAAGCCUUGGUUGUGUUAACGGACCGUUCUUAUCCCUCAACGACAGAAGCAGUUCGGUUGAUCAGGAAAUUUUCCACCAUUCUGUAUCAGUUCAAAAAUUCGGCUUUAGCCGGAUACGAUUACAGAGAGGUUUCGAUCAUCAUGGCAUUGCUUGCUAAUUUUUGCAUCUCAAAGCCAUCUUUGAUUUUCGUUCUACAAAAUGAAGGCAUUGUCGAUUGGCUAUUUUCUUACAUUAACAAUGGCUGCUUCUAUUCCAUUGACGAAUGUAAGCUAAAGCUACUGGAUUCAAUUACCGAAUCUUAUGCUGAGGAGCUUUCAAAAUAUUGUAUGGAAAUCUUGAGUGCAUCUAAAACUCCAUGCAGUGUAGCCACACCCACAAUUGCGGUCAAAAAGUCCCAAAUCAGAGUUUCAUUGCUUUUAUUGAAAAAAAUAUUGGCUUUAUUUCAAGGAGACAAGUAUCGAGCUCUUUCCUCCUUUCAAGGGGUUAUCCCAUCCGUAAACAAUGUGGACCCGCUUGCAAAGCUUCUUUUGGCCAAAAUGGAUUCAUUUCCAGAGGAGGCGUUGGAUUGUUUCUGGUCGCUAUUGGAGGAAUUGACUAAAAACGAGUUCCCCUCUUUUGUUUUGUUCGAAUCUGAUGAGCAGAGGCUGGAAUUUGUCAGGAUUUUGAUCUCGCACAUCAAAUCGAAUAACGAGCCUCUUCUUGUAGUUGCGUUGAAAACCUUAAGAGCACUAUCUAGAAACGUACAAGAAAUGAGAAGCAUUCGAUUUGACGAUCUUCAUCGAGCUGAGCUUGUUCAGGUUCUGAUCGACAAGCUCGGCUAUGAGCUUAGGGACUUUAGCCCUCAAUUUACAGGCAUCCUAUUGAACGUGAUUGCCAAUUUGUCGCUUGAAUUCGCCGGAUUGCGUCUGAUCGAUUGGCUUUUAAAUACGUUUGGUAAAGACUCGAUUUUCAAGCUGCUUUCCAAAGAGCAAUAUUUGCCGCUGCUUUCAAAUCUUACAUUUACUGCUUCGCAUUCGCUGAGGGAAGAAAUUGCAAAUACGCAUCCAAUAACUGAAGUGAUCUUCAACACCCUUCAGGGGAGAUUAAGGUCGCCAUCUACAUCAGAUGUGUUCUCAAUCAACUCUGCCCUAUUAGCUGCCAUGCACAUGAAGAAUGGCCUGGAAUUUGACAAAAUCAUCACAACUAUUCAACAGAUUUCAGAAACCGAUUUUUCCGCAGAAAUUAGGCAGCUUGCCGUGGAGGCUUUGGGGCAGCUGUCUCCAACCGUUGUAUCAGCAACCAGGAGUCUCAACAGCGAGGAGAGGGUCCCGCUCCCGCCUCCAAUUUGA
This is a messenger RNA of Mitosporidium daphniae, 2346 nucleotides long. RefSeq lists its product as uncharacterized. Bases 1 to 2346 code for a protein of 781 amino acids. The record is from RefSeq and is a predicted model, not a curated record. Gene Ontology annotation, cellular component: GID complex. Gene Ontology annotation, biological process: proteasome-mediated ubiquitin-dependent protein catabolic process. NCBI's taxonomy places the organism in Eukaryota, Fungi, Microsporidia. The transcript is spliced from 4 exons.